This is a messenger RNA of Coffea arabica (coffee), 2127 nucleotides long. Lineage: Eukaryota; Viridiplantae; Streptophyta; Magnoliopsida; Gentianales; Rubiaceae. The record is from RefSeq and is a predicted model, not a curated record.
AUGACUACCUCAAUCAUAGACGAAUUAGAGGUCUAUGGUCGAGCAGCUGAUAUGGAGAAGGUUCUUGACCAAAUUUUGUCCAAGAGUAGUAGUCAAGGAAGAGAUGGGGUUCAAAUUAUCUCUGUUGUAGGGGCCGGGGGUAGUGGAAAGACCACACUUGCCCAGCUGCUCUUCAAUAAUGAUAAAGUGAAGAACCACUUUGAACUUAGAAAUUGGACCUGCAUAUCAGAUCCUUUCGACCAGAAAAGGGUCGCGAAAGCUAUCCUUGAGAAUGCUGGAAAAAGUUCUUAUGAAGCAGAGUUGGAUCCGUUGAUCCGACGUAUAAAAGAAACUUUUUCCGGCAAGAGAUUCCUGCUUGUCCUAGAUGAUGUUUGGAUAGAGGACGACUCAAAGUGGAAACCUUUCAAAGACUCUCUUAAGGAUGGGGCUCCCGGAAGUGUAAUCUUGGUAACGACAAGGAGUCAUAGAGUGGCCACAGUGGUGGGAUCGACUGAUACUCACGACCUAGGCAUGAUCUCUCACUCUGAUUGUUGGUUAAUAAUGCAAAAGAUAACGCUUGCUAGAAAAUCAGGAGACUUAUGCAAGAAGGUGGAAAGAAUUGGGCAGAAAAUUGCAGAAAAGUGCAAGGGGUUGCCACUUGCAGCAAAGACUAUGGGAAGCUUGUUACGGUUCAAAGAUACCGUACAGCAGUGGCAGAAUGUUUUGGAAAGUGAGAUAUGGCAAUUGGAGGAAGCAGCUGUGGACCUUUUCCCUCAUUUGUAUUUAAGCUAUAACGAGUUGUCCCCGGAGCUGAAACGUUGCUUCUCAUAUUGUGCUGUCUUUCCCAAAGAUGUUGGGAUAAAUGUAGAAGAACUUAUUAGGCUGUGGAUAGCACAAGGUUAUGUUCGCCCAAGACGAAGAGGUGAGCGCUUGGAGCUGGUGGGCCGUGAGUACUUCAACAAUUUGGCAAUGCGUUCCUUUUUUCAAGGAUUACAAAAAUAUGGUCAUGAAUAUGGCGAGUGCAUGAUGCAUGACAUAGUGCAUGAUUUUGCACAAUUUCUCACAAAAAAUGAAUGUCAUGCACUUGAUGGAAUUGGAAGAAAUUCAUCUAGUGAAAGACCACGUCAUCUAACAAUUUUGGGAGGCACUGAGGAGGAGAUGUUUAGUUCUCCAGUCGUUGAUUUUGGAAGGCUCAGGAGCUUUUUUGCUUUUUCUGCAAUUGGAAUAGUAGUUCCCCAAAAUAUAUUCUGCAGUUUGAAGCGCGUGAGGACUCUGACUUUAAGUCAUUGUGAGCUAGCUGAAAUCCCAGCAGCGACCGGAUGUCUGAUUCAUCUUCGGCACUUGGACUUAAGUAGUAAUCCUUUCGUGACACUGCCAGAAGCUAUAUGUGAUCUAUAUUAUCUGGAAACUUUGGAUAUCGGUUUUUGUGGAAAGCUUUCGUGCCUUCCUGAAAGGAUUGAAGGCCUUGUACACUUGAGGCACCUUGAGAAUGUCGCGACCCAUGAAUUACGUCAAAUUCCACAAGGACUCAGGAAGCUGACGUCACUCUGUAGUUUGACUCGGUUCAUUGUCAGGUGCAACUCUGAUGAUUUGGCAAUUCUGAAGGACCUGAACCAGCUUGAAAUAUUGGGCAUUAAAAUUGAAGGAGAAGUAGAUUUUGGGAGUGCGGAACUUGGCAAGAAAGUCAACACGCGUGACAUGUAUUUGCUCUUUAGCAAUGGGACCCACUUUAUAGAAACUCCAAGCUGCAUUGAAACCAUGGAACCACCUCCAAACUUGGAAAAACUUGAGCUAGAUGGCAAUCCAGGAGCCCAGUUACCAAGUUGGCUUGUGACGAAGUCUCACGCCGAUAACUUGACAAGGCUAGUUAUUGCUAGGGCCCGCAACAUCUCAUCCUUGCCUGCCUUGUGGAAGCUAUCAUCCCUAGAAGUGCUUGUGCUCGUGGAAGCGGAAAAGCUAGAAUGUUUGGGUAAGGAAUUCUUCGGAGUUACAAAAGCACUACAUGAGAAUAGUCGCGAUGCUCUUGAUACAUUGUCAGACUCCAAGUCAUCAUUCUCAGCUGAAGUAGUGGCAUUUCCAAAUUUGAGAACAUUACAUAUUCGCCGCUUCCAAAAUUGGACAAAUUGGGAAGACUUAACUAGAAAUUAG